Messenger RNA from Copidosoma floridanum, 2699 nucleotides. RefSeq names its product protein RUFY3. Lineage: Eukaryota; Metazoa; Arthropoda; Insecta; Hymenoptera; Encyrtidae. Gene Ontology annotation, molecular function: metal ion binding. Gene Ontology annotation, cellular component: cytoplasm. The record is from RefSeq and is a predicted model, not a curated record.
UGCUGUUCGUGCUCCUCCUCUCUGUGUUAACUCUCUGUUUUAACAUUUGUUGUCCAUCUGCAAAAUGUUAUUUUUUUGUUUUUUGUUUGCUGCCGUUGCGUCAGAAUCUCGUUAAAACAACGGGUGUCGCGUCAAUAGCAGCGUGAUUCUCUCGACGCAUUGAUAAUCACUCAUUGUCGUCGGGUUGUCAUUGUUUCGUGGUUACUUGGAGAUUACUUGUAAAAGCCUCGUUGUAUAGGCGACAUAGGCGCACAAUAAACUUCGAGAAAGCUUGGCUAUCUCGAACUUUCGGUGCUUUAUUCACCGGCACCUGUUUAUACGCCUAUACGUAGAGAUCUCGCAAGAGGAUGACCACUGCAGUCCGAUGAAGCGAGCAAUUUCAUCCUCGCGUUGGAAGUACCACUGGGUGUACCAAUAAACGGGAAUCUUACGAGUCGAAGGGUGUUGGGAGCUUUUUGAAGUAGCGCGUAGGAUCAAUCGAACAGAGGCAAAGAUGUUGGACCAGGAGAUGACCACAGCCCAGGACACGAUAUACCUGUGCAAUUUUCGGGUGUCGGUGGACGGCGAGUGGUUGUGCCUCAAGGAACUCCAGGACGUCGACUUUGCGAUGACUGACUCGUUGCAGCGCUCGCCCUCGCCACCCUUAGCUCUCAGUGCUCGCGAUCCGGUAAUCAUAGAGCGGAGCAACCUGGUUAACAUAUCGAAGCUCAUCGUGAAGGAGCUGAUAGAGACGUCGCUCAAGUACGGCCGUAUGCUCGAUUCCGACCACAUGCCCCUUCAGCACUUUUUUAUCGUCCUCGAGCACGUCCUCAGACACGGACUGAGGCCCAAAAAGGGCUUGCUCGGUCCGAAAAAGGAACUCUGGGACAUUCUCCAACUGGUCGAAAAGUACUGCCCCGAGGCGCAAGACAUCACCUCGAGUAUCCGCGAUUUGCCCACAGUUAGGACCGCGAUGGGUAGGGCCCGCGCCUGGCUGCGAAUGGCACUGAUGCAGAAAAAACUCGCGGAUUACCUGAAGGUACUGAUCGACCACAAGGACGACGUGCUCUCCGAGUACUUUGAGCCCGAUGCUCUCAUGAUGAGCGACGAGUCGAUUGUUUUGGUGGGCCUCUUGGUCGGCCUCAACGUCAUUGACUGCAACUUUUGCGUGAAGGAGGAAGAUCUCGACUGUCAGCAAGGGGUGAUAGAUUUUUCGUUGUAUUUGAGGAACGCCAACCACGUAGCCGGUGAAUCGCCGGACGAGGAGCUCGAGACCGACAACAUGACGACCGUACUAGAUCAGAAGAAUUACAUCGAGGAGCUCAACAGGCAUCUCAACGCGACAGUGCAAAACCUUCAGGCAAAAGUCGAGUCCCUCACGACGACGAACGCGUUGAUGAAGGAGGAUCUGUCGAUAGCGAAAAAUAACAUAGUCACCCUGCACUACGAGAACACGCAGUUGAAGAAGGAACUGGGCAUUGAGGUCAAAGAUACGAACGAGCACGGCAAAAUUCCGAUGAAGAUAACCGAAACGACCUCGGAAAUCGAGGAGCUUAGGUGUAGGAUGGAGAUGGAAAAAAAACUGAGGCACGAGGCCGAAAAGGAAUUGGAAUUGCAGACCAGUAUGAAAGCCGAAAUCGAGGUGGCCAUGAAGUUACUCGAAAAAGACAUACACGAGAAGCAGGACACCAUAAUAUCCUUGAGACGGCAACUCGACGACAUCAAACAAAUUAACCUCGAAAUGUACAAAAAAUUACAGGAAUGCGAGAGCUCGAUUAGACACAAAACGGAACUGAUAACUAAGCUGGAAGCAAAAAGCUUCUCGAUGACUGACACCAUCCAAAACAUGGAUGAAAAGUACAAGGCGUCGGAGGAGUCGCGGGCGAUGGCGGAGGAGAGGGCGCGAACGUUGGGCGCGGAGAUCGCGGAGCGCGAGGCUCGCGCCAGCGGCGUCGAAAGGGAGCUCAAAGUCGAGAGGGAGUGGCGCGCCUCGCUCCAGCAGACCUCGAUCGGCAACGCAGAGAAAAUCUCGCAGCUCCACCAGGAUAUCGACCGACUGAAAAUCAAUUCCGAGAAGUACAAGGCCCUGCAGGAGGAGCACUACGCGUUGAAGGAGAUCUGCGAGGAGCAGGAGAAAACCCUCGAGGAGCUGGGGGUCCAGUUGAGCAAGGCGAAACUGGCAGCGGUGGAGUUGCGCGAGGCCGCGGCUCAGCCGGGCAGCCCGGACAGUUGCGGCUCUACGGUUGGGGCGUCCUUGGCCGCCUGGGACCACGACCGCAUGGUCACCCAAUGCAACGGGUGCAGCCGCGAGUUCACGAUCUCUCGGCGCAAGCACCACUGCCGGCAUUGCGGCAAGAUAUUCUGUAACACGUGCAGUGACAAUACGAUCGCCUUGCCAAACUCGACCAAGCCCGUAAGGGUGUGCAACGCAUGCCACGUUUUCCUCAUCGGGCACAAUUCUGUCGUCCAUUGAGAGGAAUUUAUUUUAUUUUUCUAUUUUUUUCUUCAUCAACAAUCCGAGUUAUUGUGGUGAAAAAUGUUAUCAGAGAGAAAUAUUUAUGUAUGCCUUACGAAAUACAUUCACAGGUGCUUCUUUGCGGCUUGAAAGUUUACGACGAGAGGUGGGAUAUUUUUACACAAGGACAGUUUUUAAUGCUCUGUAAACAAAUAAUUUGUAAAUCAACGGGAUCGUGGAGGGUUUAUAAAAAUAGAUUCUUACA